UCAAACGACUAGAUAGUACACCCUUGAACUUCUCUAGGUUAUAUUUCUCACGCGGUAAACCCUGUACGUACGGAUCCUCCAGUUGAGUAAAUUGUUCGGUUCGUCCGCAUCCGACUCGUUUUCUCCUUUCGAAUCGACCGGAAAUCAUCCUGCUAACCUUCGUCUUCUUCCUCUUGCUCCUAUUCGCUAUUCUAUGAGGUCAAAAUCGUAUUGAUAUUGAUCGAAGCGGUCCCAUGAUGCGACGAGCAUUAUAAAAGAAAAAAAAAGAGGAAGACUUUCCAGAGCUCCAUAAAAUGUCGCAUUCGAAUAAUUCGAACAGUAACAGCAACAGCAACAGCAACGUUAUUCCGGUGACCGAAGUAUACUGGUCUCUGGUGGAAAAGGCCGACAAGAAGUUCUCCAAGAUCAGGGAUUUGCCCCACUACCAACGCAACAGGUAUGAUGUGUACUUCUAUAAGGUAUUUAAGGUCUACACGCAGUUGUGGAAAUUUCAACAGGAGAAUCGGCAAAAGCUAGUGGAGGCAGGGCUCAAGAGAUGGGAGAUUGGUGAGAUUGCAUCUCGGAUUGCACAACUUUAUUUUGGGCAGUAUAUGCGGACAAGUGACGCGAGUUACUUGUCAGAGUCAUAUAUAUUCUAUGAGGCAAUAUUGACUCGGGAGUACUUCAAGGAGGGAUUGUUCCAGGAUGUCAAUCUUGCGAACAAGCAAUUAAGGUUUCUUGCUAGAUUUCUUGUGGUGUGUUUAGUCUUGAACCGGCGAGAAAUGGUUCACCAGCUGGUUAACCAGCUGAAAUUGUUGGUUGAUGAGUGCAAGAGGACAUUCCAGGAAACCGACUUUAAAGAAUGGAGGCUGGUGGUUCAAGAAAUAGUUAGAUUUUUGAAAGCUGACACAGCUUUCAUGAACAUCAGGCCCUUGAGAUAUAGUCUUUUUGUGGACCCUCAUCCUGAUUCAAUACCGCAUCUUCCACCAUCUAUUGCAAGGAGAAACUUAAGAUUACGAGAUGCGAUAUUGAGCAGCUACCAUACUAAUGAGGUCAAGUUUUCAGAACUUACUCUCGACACUUUUAGGAUGCUUCAGUGUUUGGAGUGGGAGCCUAGUGGCUCUUUAUACCAGUCGAGUGGUACAAGAAUGGGCCAAAAUGGUGCCCCAGGGCCUUGUCGUAUGAACUAUUCCCAGAAUAUCACCGAUCCUACUUUGCCACCUAACCCUCGGAAAGCCGUUUUGUAUCGUCCAUCUGUGACACAUUUCAUUGCAGUUUUGGCCACGGUUUGUGAGGAGCUCCCCCUUGAUGGGAUUCUCUUAUUAUAUUUGUCAGCUUCAGGAAGUGGUGGACUUGCUAUUUCAUCUCCAAGGGGUGCUGAAACUUAUGUAGACGCAAAAGGGAAUUGUGCCAGGAAGUUUCAGUCGGAUGCUAUCUAUACUGAUGAAAACCCUGUUUCACCUUUCAGCCUCAAUUGUGAUAGCUUGAACCCUUCUUCCCUGCGAAGUCAAGGAGAUUAUACGAACUCCUCUGGCUGCUUACAAUUUGGAACUCGUGGAAAUGGAGGAUUAAACUACAUUUACCCAUGUGACUUUGUUCCAUUUACAAGAAGACCUCUAUUUUUGGUUAUUGACAGUGACAACAGUGAAGCAUUCAAGGCUAUAGUUGGAGCAGAAAAAGGAGAGCCAGUUGCUAUGCUUCUAUCUCCAAGCUCUUCAUCUCCUAUUGCUGCCGCUGAUUCAUCUCAUCACCCAAGUGGAAGCCUAUUCACAAUUUUUCUCACUGCUCCAUUGCAGGCUUUUGGUCUGCUGCUUGGUCUCUCUGGUUCUGACAUCGAGAUGGAGACCUUUAACAAGGCUGAAAAACUGCUUUCCUUAUCGUUAAGUGACUGGGGAUUGACUUUGAUAAGGUCAGACACCCUAAAUCCAGUUUGGGCGCAGACACUAAGUGAUCCAUUCCUACGACGACUUCUCAUAAGAUUCCUCUUUUGUCAGGCAGUGCUAAUGCUGUAUGCUCCAACCUUCAAUAAGAAGGAAUUCCAUCCUAUGUGUAUGCCUCCUCUUCCUUCGGCUGUUCUGCCAACAGCCACCAAUUCUCAAAUAGCAGUAAUGCAGAUAGCAAACAUCUUUGGUGCUGUGAACAGUUUUAUCUUCUCAGAAGGGGUGAAGCUUCCUGAAAAUAGACAUGGUGAUGAUAUGGAUGUGAUUUCAAGUUAUUGAAAGCACGUCUCUGGGCAGAAUGAGCUUGGAUAUGUAAACAUAUGUAUUUAUUUCGUUGGGUUUCUAAUAUUUUUACGAAAAUGUUUAUUGUACCUUGGGUUUCUGGGUCUGCGCGAUAUACUUGCUCAAAUACUGAGUGUCUGGGUUGUAAAUUUGGCGAUUUGUGUAAAACUGGGAGAUGUUUAUAUAUUCCGAAACUUCAAACAGAAUUUAAAAGAAAAAGGGAAAUGCUUCAGGAUAUAAGCAAUUUUGUCA
This is a messenger RNA of Juglans microcarpa x Juglans regia, 2453 nucleotides long. RefSeq names its product protein SCAI homolog. The coding region runs from base 294 to 2198 and encodes 634 amino acids. The transcript is spliced from 10 exons. Gene Ontology annotation, biological process: DNA-templated transcription. The record is from RefSeq and is a predicted model, not a curated record. NCBI's taxonomy places the organism in Eukaryota, Viridiplantae, Streptophyta, Magnoliopsida, Fagales, Juglandaceae. Gene Ontology annotation, cellular component: nucleus. Gene Ontology annotation, molecular function: transcription corepressor activity.